This is a messenger RNA of Didymella exigua CBS 183.55, 1209 nucleotides long. RefSeq lists its product as uncharacterized. The record is from RefSeq and is a predicted model, not a curated record. Gene Ontology annotation, molecular function: GTP cyclohydrolase II activity. Bases 1 to 1209 code for a protein of 402 amino acids. Lineage: Eukaryota; Fungi; Ascomycota; Dothideomycetes; Pleosporales; Didymellaceae. The transcript is spliced from 2 exons. Gene Ontology annotation, biological process: riboflavin biosynthetic process.
AUGCCUGAACUCCCGUCCCAUGCAUCGCCCGGUCUCCCACCACUCUACACACCGCAGCCGCAGAGCCCGAGCCGGAACGGGUUCGACUUCCACACGUCAGACAGCGCCGUAGGGGAGGGCACGACACAAGAUCAUGUGCCGCGAGUCUCACAGCACCGUGGAUCCGACCCACCCCCCUCGCUCAUCUCGCCCGCCUUCACGCCUCCAGCCACGCCGGGCUUCACGACACCGUCACAACCCCGCCGACCGCCCCGCUCGAUACCUGUGGAUACCUCGAGAUCCACCGACUCGCCAAGACCCGAGCUGCUCCAGAAGCUACCCAUAGUCGAGUGCGAAGUACGCGCGCGCAUACCCACGACCACCGGCCAUGAGAUGUGGCUUCACGUUUACCGCAACAAUGUAGACACCAAAGAGCACCUCGCUAUCGUGUUUGGCAACCAAAUUCGCUCGCGAUCACUGGACGCGGAGAGGCCUGGAGAGACAGAGCUCGACCGUAUGACUAGAGGCGCAUACGUAGGGCGACUGUAUCCAGGCCGGAUCAGCUCUCGGAUAGAAGCAAUCAAGCGCGCAGAAGGCGUACCUUCGAAACGAACGCCAGACGUCGCCACAACCAACAGUCACGACGAUGGGCGGACCUCAUCCUCUUCAGCAUCUUCAGAGAAUGGCGAUGCACAUACGCCCACCUCCGACCUCCCUCUCGUGCGCAUACACUCGGAGUGCUACACCGGCGAGACCGUUUGGUCCGCACGCUGCGACUGCGGCGAGCAACUCGAUGAAGGCGCGCGCCUUAUGGCAGACCCUACAUUCUCUCCCUCCGGCGGCGCCAUAAUCUACCUGCGGCAAGAAGGGCGCGGCAUUGGGCUUGGCGAGAAGCUGAAAGCAUACAAUCUGCAAGAUUUGGGCAACGAUACCUACGAAGCAAACGUCAUGCUUAGGCACCCGGCUGAUGCUCGGAGCUACGGCCUGGCGACAGCUAUGCUCAUGGACCUGGGCCUGGAUGGAGAAAGAGGCAUCAGACUGCUCACAAACAACCCUGAUAAGGUUCGCGCGGUCGAGGGACCAGGGCGCGAGGUUGUGGUCAGAGAGAGGGUGGCUAUGGUACCGCUUGCUUGGAAGACAGGCGGUAAGCAGGGCAUCAAGAGUGAGGAGGUGGAGAAGUAUCUGAGCACAAAGAUCGAGAAGUUUAAGCACAUGCUCGAUCAAAGGUAG